AUGGGCAGAGGACUCGCUUCAGUACUUUUGGCGUCGCUGGCCUGCAGCCCCCUGAUGGUGGCUGCAGCCGAUGACAGCCUCAAAGUGGACAGCCGUGACAACAUCCUCAAGUCGGCCGGCACCGUUGCCAAGAGCCUGAUGGACGAAUACAACAAGGGCGAGAUUCCUGGUCUGCUGUCCGACGAGUACUACUUCUAUGAGAGCGGCACCUUUAUGAGUACUUUGGUCGAUUACUGGCACCUCACCGGCGAUUCCACCUACAACGAUGCGGUCAAGAAGGGCCUUUUGUAUCAAGUCGGAGCCCAGGACAACUUCAUGCCCACCAACCAGUCCAAGAACCUAGGCAAUGACGACCAGUGCUUCUGGGCCCUGGCUGCCAUGCAGGCUGCGGAGAACAACUUCACCAGCCCUGCCUCGGAUGAGCCUCAGUGGCUCACAUUGGCCAAGAACGUCUUCAAUGACCAAGCGCAGCGUCUCGAGGCCGCUUCCGACACGUGUGGUGGCGGUCUCCGAUGGCAAAUCUUCACCUUCAAUGCCGGUUGGGACUACAAGAACAGCAUCUCCAACGGCUGUUUCUUCGACCUUGGAGCUCGUCUUGCAAGACACACCGGCAACACCACUUAUUCCAAGACGGUUGUUGCGGCAUAUGACUGGCUCGAGAAGUCUGCCCUCGUCAAUGGAACAACCGGAGCGGUCUACGACGGAACGACCGUCUCCAAGGGCAACUGCUCCAACGUUGACAAGGUGGAAUGGUCCUAUGUUGCCGCCAUCCUCAACAAUGGCGCUGCCUACAUGUACAACCAGACUACCGGCGAUGACCAGAAGAAAUGGCAAGACCGCGUUCAAAAGUUCACCGACUCCAUCCUCAGCAAGUUCUUCCCCAGUGGCAUCGCCUCCGAGCCUGCCUGUGAGACUGGCGACCGUUGCACCGUCGACCAAGUCACCUUUAAGGGUAUCACCAUCCGCUGGCUCGCCGCCGUCAGCCAGCUCGCUCCCUUCACCGCUGACAAGAUCCUCCCUGUUCUGAAGUCGUCGGCCGAGGCCGCUGCCAAGUCGUGCACCAGCUCCAGCUGCAGCUUCUCCUGGAACGACACCAAUGCCAAGGGGCCUAAGUCAUCUGGUAUUGGCGAGCGGCUGAAUGCCUUGGCUGCCAUCUCGAACCUCCUCAUUGCAGAUGCAUCUGGGCCGAGCAAGGGAUCGGAGAAUGCAACUGAGUCUACUGGAUCUUCGCCAUCGCAGACUUCUGGAUCAUCGCAGGCCUCGUCGUCAACUGAUAAAGGAGCUGCUGGUAAGGGAAUGGGGCUGUCUGUCGCUCUGUUAACCACCGGUCUUCUUGCCUCAGCUUGGAUGGGUCUUGGCCUCUAA
This is a messenger RNA of Clonostachys byssicola, 1365 nucleotides long. The record is from the annotation of a GenBank genome assembly. Lineage: Eukaryota; Fungi; Ascomycota; Sordariomycetes; Hypocreales; Bionectriaceae.